Messenger RNA from Asterias rubens (European starfish), 2888 nucleotides. RefSeq names its product dol-P-Man:Man(7)GlcNAc(2)-PP-Dol alpha-1,6-mannosyltransferase-like. Gene Ontology annotation, biological process: protein N-linked glycosylation. Bases 217 to 1830 code for a protein of 537 amino acids. Gene Ontology annotation, molecular function: alpha-1,6-mannosyltransferase activity. Gene Ontology annotation, cellular component: endoplasmic reticulum membrane. The record is from RefSeq and is a predicted model, not a curated record. The transcript is spliced from 11 exons. Lineage: Eukaryota; Metazoa; Echinodermata; Asteroidea; Forcipulatida; Asteriidae.
UGGAAAGCAGAAGUCUCUUAUAGUUUGGCAACUGCAUGCUGUAGCUUUCCCUUUUCGAAAGACAACUACACUGACCAAUUUUCCACUCGACGUUGUUUGGUUGUGUUUUGUAAUUUGUUGUCUGGGGUGGGCGUUUUUUGAGUUGUCGGUGAGUGACGUUUUUGUUCCCGUACCUCCAUGAUUUGCUGACACAAUUUGUGGGCAAAACCUGCUAAAAUGGCGGCAAGGAGGAAAGUUUAUACAUCUGAGGCCUAUACCCAACCAACAAAGCCUGCUGCAAUGGUUUCAAGAAAGCAGAAACGUGUUUCGUGGUCGGACGAUAAAGGUGGUUAUCUUAGCUCCAGCUUGGAUGAUGAUGAUGUCUUCAGUCAUCAGUCUGAGGGUAUGGGAGGCCUACUGUCUCUAUUUCUACUGGUAGUUCCAAUGAUGCAUCUAUACAUUUGCCCAUAUACAAAAGUAGAAGAGAGUUUUAAUCUUCAAGCUAUGCAUGAUAUCAUCUACCAUAGACGCAACAUUACUGCAUAUGAUCACCAGGAGUUUCCCGGGGUUGUCCCAAGGACAUUUAUUGGUCCUCUGGUAGUCUCUGGUUUAGCAUCACCCUUCAUUGCUAUUGCUUCUGCACUGGGUGCUUCAUCUAUGGUGACUCAAUACAUAGUGCGAGCUUGCCUUGGGUUCCUGGUCAUCCACUCCUUUCGAGAUUUCUGUGAGCAGGUGUCGUGGAUGUUUGGAUCAGACACGGCUAAUUACCUGGCUUUAAUAACGCUGUCACAGUUUCACUUCAUGUUCUAUGUCACAAGACCUCUACCAAAUAUCUUCGCCUUGGCUAUUGCUCUGAAGGCAAUCAGUGCAUGGAUGCAACAGAACCAUAGAGAUUUUAUCUUACUGUCAGCGUUUGCAAUAAUUACGUUUCGUUUUGAGCUGUGCUUGCUGCUUGGUCUCAUGCUCCUUGGGGAGCUGUUAUCACAGAGGCUUGGUUUCUUGACCCUCAUUGGAUGGGGCAUAGUAGGAGCUGUUCUAAGUCUGGGUUCAACCGUUCUGAUAGAUUCUUUCUUCUGGCAGUAUUGGUUAUGGCCAGAAGGGACGGUAUUGUGGUAUAAUACUGUACUCAACAAGAGCAGCAAUUGGGGUACGUCUCCUUUCUUGUGGUAUUUCUACUCUGCCAUACCCAGAGCAUUGGCUUCCAGUCUAAUGCUAGUUCCUAUUGGUUGCUUUGUAGACCGUAGGAUAUGGCGGUUCUUGCUACCCCCAAUUGGCUUUGUGUUCUUAUUCUCAUUUCUACCACACAAGGAGCUACGAUUUAUCAUCUACACAUUCCCUAUGCUAAAUACUGCUGCUGCUGUUGCUGUGUCUUAUAUAUUUCGACGUUUCACCAAGUCUGCACUUAUGAAGAUCCUAGCCUUAGGGGUCAUAGGUCAUUUUCUAAUCAACAUGGCUGCCACUACAAUCUUCCUAGUAGUAUCUCAUCAUAACUACCCAGGAGGCGUGGCUCUUAGAAAACUCCACGAUGAAGUACCCCAAGACAACAACCAUGUCCAUAUUCACAUUGAUGUCGCUACUGCUCAAACCGGGGUCUCUCGUUUCACUCAGAUAAACAAACACUGGAUAUAUAAUAAAACUGAAGAUCUUACCCCAGGCAGCAAUGCCAUGAUGUCUUAUACCCAUCUAUGCGUUGGUGCAUCACACCAUGACAACACUACCCUACAGCCCUACAGACUAACCCACAACAUCCUAAGCGUCAUUCAUGGCUUCUCUGGUAUAAGUCUCAGGGAGAAACCAUACAUCAAGCUGGAACCAAAGAUAUACGUCAUGGAACGAAGAAAUCAAACAUGAAAUCAGGUGACUCCUUAUAGGUCCCAAAGUCUGACCUCCCAGCAAAAGAUCAAAUCAAAAACAGGAGGACAGUUUCCAAAGUGCCGCCCAACACCCCUACUCUUUCCUCUUCCCCCGCCCCCUCUUCCCCCUCCCCCUCCUCCUCCUCCUCCUCCCCGAACCUCCUCUUCAUCUUAUAAGCAUUUAUAAUUGCCACAUGACAAUGUAUUAGCAUCAAUUGAUGGUUUGCACUAAAAGUAUCAUCAACUGCUAUAUUUGAUAAUAAACAAUGGAAAGUUGCAUGCUUGUGUGCGCUUGCACAAACUCUCAGCCAAUAAUAGGAUUUGCAGGCGUACACAUUUCAUCAAAGAUGGUGGUUGAUGAUGCUUUAUGCAAUCCAUUUACAGGUUCCAUCACUGAGGCUUAUUGGUUAGCAUGGUGGAGGGACAAUGAAAACUAUGUGCAAUACAACCUCUCCUUAUCUUAGAUAAACCCUUACCCUACCCCCUUCCCCCAAUAGGGUGCACCACUAUUGACGUGGUUCUAGGCAGAUGAUUUGCAAGUUACUUAGUGCACUAAAUAUACAUUGCUGAUCUUAAUUUUGUGACGAUCAAAAACUGAACAUUUUUGUAAAACUGGUGCUGCUGUGUAUAGAGUUUGAAAAUGACUGCUUUAAAAAAGACUUAUAUUUUGAAUGAUAUAAAAUUGAUCAUGUUCAUCUAAAAGUGAUGUAAAUUGUUUAUAUUAAUGCUUAAUAGUGCCACAAAAAGUUUUAAAUGAUUAUCAAUAUUUAAUGAUAAUAAUAACAAUAAACAUCACUUAAAAAGCGCACAGUAUCUGACCCAAAAUGCCCAUCUUUCUACUCUUGAAAAUGUUUUGGCAGGAUUGGGCGCAUCACACAGCCUUCUUGUUUGCCCUCCAGUCUUCAAGGCAGUACUGCUACUCGAGGGCUGGGCAGCGUCAUCAGUGUGGCAUUGAUUGGGGUGAUGUACCACAAUCGCAUUUGGUGUCAUCAUUGUCGAUAUACCCCCAUUUCUAGAUGGUUGUCUUGCAUCAUCCAACCUCUGUACAUAGUCUAU